Periophthalmus magnuspinnatus is the source of this 3109-nucleotide messenger RNA. Its product is annotated as endophilin-A2-like. Bases 335 to 1423 code for a protein of 362 amino acids. NCBI's taxonomy places the organism in Eukaryota, Metazoa, Chordata, Actinopteri, Gobiiformes, Gobiidae. Gene Ontology annotation, cellular component: presynapse; cytoplasm; glutamatergic synapse. Gene Ontology annotation, biological process: synaptic vesicle uncoating. The transcript is spliced from 9 exons. The record is from RefSeq and is a predicted model, not a curated record. Gene Ontology annotation, molecular function: protein binding.
GCACACGUCAAACUAGCUAGCCAUAAGACACGUGCCAAACAUCUUACUCAAAGUUGCAUCAAGUGACUGCUAACUCUUUAAUAACGUUAUUUAUGUAAAAAUGUAGACAUAUAAAACUUAAAUGCCGUCCUUACUCACAGACAGGCUUGCUUUGUGACCCACUUUGGAGAGCGCGUUGGAGCCUCCCACAUGAAGUUGAGUCCAGGAAAUUGUGGUUACUUGGCGAGUUCCGCGGUGCAAAGUGAAGACGCGCUGCUCUACUUCUCUUUGGGUCUACGUGUAGCACAACUUUGAGGAGAAAUUCACCUAAACGUGUUACCAUCAAGGCUGCAAGAUGUCAGUCGCGGGAUUUAAGAAGCAGAUCUAUAAAGCGACUCAGAUGAUGAGUGAGAAAGUUGGUGGAGCAGAGGGAACCAAACUGGAAGAAGAUUUCCAAGAACUUUUGAGAAAAUCUGAUAUUACCAGCAAAGCCGUGGUUGACGUCAUGACUAAAACUUCUGAGUAUCUGCAGCCAAAUCCUGCUACAAGAGCAAAAUUGACAAUGCUGAACACGGUGUCAAAAAUUCGAGGGCAGGACAUAAACCCUGGGUACCUUCAGCCUGAGGGGGUCCUGGGUGAUUGCAUGAUUAAAUAUGGAGAAGAGAUGGGCAAUAACAGUAAUUUUGGAGGGGCCCUAAAAGACUUUGGAGAUGCAAUGAAGAGGAUGGCAGAUGUCAAGGAUUCCUUGGACAUUGAUGUAAAGCACAACUUUCUUGAUCCACUGCAGGCAGUUGCAGAAAAGGAUAUCAAAGACAUUCAGUUUCACUUGAAAAAGCUGGAAGGCCGGCGUCUGGACUAUGACUACAAAAAGAAACGUCAAGGCAAGAUACCUGAUGAGGAGAUCAGGCAAGCCCUGGAUAAAUUCCACGAGUCUAAAGAAAUGGCUGAGAGGUCCAUGCACAACCUCCUUGAAACUGAUGUGGAGCAGGUGAGUCAGCUGAAGUUCUUUGUGGAGUCUAUGCUGCAGUACCACAGACAUGCCACAGGGAUCUUGGAAGACCUCCAAACGGAGCUCACAAAAAGGAUGGAUGAGGCUUCUGCACGACCAAGGCGUGAAUACACACCAAAACCAAGGCCUUCCUUUGAUUAUGGUGAGGUGAAUAACUCCAAUGGUGGCUACUCACCAGCUGUGUCCAGCCCUCCUCCUGCAUACUCUACAGGUCCUCCAUCCUUCCACAAAACAUCAUUCAAGAACAGACCACCUCAGCCGUCAUGUAAAGCCAUGUUUGACUUUGAACCAGAAAAUGAAGGAGAGCUUGGCUUUCAAGAAGGCGACGUCAUCAUCUUGACCAAUCAAAUUGAUGAGAACUGGUUAGAAGGGACACUUCAUGGGAAAACGGGGUACUUCCCAAUAAACUAUGUUCAAAUAUUGGUGCCACUGUAAUGCUGACAGCACAAGGUGUAUGAAUGAGGACCAAUGGCCUGGAUACAAAAAUCAUAUCAAUAGGGAAAAUGGUGAUCUAAAAGCAGGGAUCAUUUUAAGUGGGACCAUUCUUGGUGAAAGUGGAAUUGUUUUAUACAGAUUAAUUUAAACAUACCAGGGUCAUUCACUUGUAGGUGCCUUUUCCACUUGCCAAGACAUUUGAUAAUGCACUUUGUACACUACAUGUUUAUGACACUCCAGCAGAAGAGCUGUUUCUUUUAAUAAUAUAAUCAUGACAACACAGAACACAUGAAGUGGCUGGUCACAACCAUGUAGUGCAGUUUUACAUUUAAAUGUUGUGCUAUAUGAACCCUGUUCAUGUCAUUAGACAAGAAACACUUAAACUAUAUCACAUCAACAGCAACAGAUGCAAUUCAAAUAGAAUUUAAUGCUUAUUUUGUGUUAGGAAAAUGUGCCUCCUAAGGAUACUCCUUCUGGUAUGACAUGUGCAUGCAUUUUUCUAAACACUAGAUUUAUGCCUUUUGCUGCUUGGAGUCUGCUUAUAGUGAUCAUAUGCUACCAUCUGGUGGUGGUUCACUAUACAAUAAAUAAAUUUGCUUUAAUUUUAUAUGCUACAUUUUAAAAAUAUAUAGAAGUGGUUGAAGUGCAAAACCACAGCUAUUUCCUCAGGCUUGGAUACUACAGCAGUGUUUCCGGUGUUGUUUCAAGCAUAGAAAUACCCCAUAUUUUAAAGGAUAGAUUGUUUUUGCCAUUGUUUGAGGCAUAAAUUGUGAGCGACACCUCAUUCAAAAGGCUCAAAAUAGUGGACUUCACCUUUGAUAAAGCCCUACAAAGAUGCAGGAUGAGAUUUGUUCCUCUUUUAAAACAGUAUCUCCCAUUCCACUCAUCCCGAACAUCACUGUUCAGACUAGAAGUGGAACAGACAGGCCCUUUGAGCAGAGGAGGGCCCAAAGCAGUGGAUUAUGCCCUCCCCCACUAGUUUUUAUUCAGCACCUGCCUCUGUACCCCUAACCCCUUUCUCAUUAUUAUCCCCAUCCCUGUCCCAUGGUGCCUUGGGAGCUCAGCCUCACUGGUUCAUCUCCAAAAUAGCCACUUUCUUGGUUUGCUAGCAUAAGACCAUAUUUGGUUCCUGUUGUGUGUUGGGUCAGGGCAUUGGCUCUCAUACCAAAUCAUUGCUGUGGUUCAGGUGUACGUUUACAUGCCUCAUUACACUAAAUCAAAAGAAUAUAGUUAUAGAGGGGAGAGUGAGGGCAGCAGGGGCUCAGCUUUGGCUAUUAUCCACCUUGUAUAAUAUUGAUGGAAAGCGCUGCUGAACAAAAGGGAUAAGAUCAAUUUGACUCUGCUGCUGCCAUGGUUAAAAUAGUUGGUCUGAAAACUGCAGCUGUCAUUUAUAAUAACACUAAAAUAAUGAUAGUGAUAAAAAUCUAUUUAAACAAAUGAAGUAUUUACAUGAACUUUUUCCUUUCUGUACAAUGUCAUUAUAUGAACUGUAAAUAUGCUUUGCAUGUGUCUCACAGCACCCGCUCUCAAUUUAUUUCCUUUGUGGCAAUGAUGCUGGAGAUUAUUCUGGAUUAUCUGAGCAGGAUCUACAGAUUACCUCUGUAAUCUUUAGUGUACUAUAAUAAUAUUAUUGUAAAUGGGACUGUUUGUUAUUUUUGUUCCAAUAAACAUUGCAAUUUACACUAC